Messenger RNA from Aspergillus vadensis CBS 113365, 805 nucleotides. RefSeq lists its product as uncharacterized. The coding region runs from base 70 to 342 and encodes 90 amino acids. The transcript is spliced from 2 exons. The record is from RefSeq and is a predicted model, not a curated record. NCBI's taxonomy places the organism in Eukaryota, Fungi, Ascomycota, Eurotiomycetes, Eurotiales, Aspergillaceae.
GGCUUAUGAACAAAGUAAUCUUAGUGUGAAGGGUCACUGAGAACUUAAGCCCUAUAGACGCGGUUUCACAUGGUAUCAUCCAGCUCGCUUGGAAGUUCUCUCGUGUCAGCCAGCAAACCCUCGUUGUCAACCCCGGUCGGUGCAUCCUUACUCCUACUACAUGUGGCUAUUAUCGUCGGCUCGCCGACGGCUAUGUCCGAGAGCCAUGCGUGUUCUGCAGUUGAUGCUAUGCACCGCAGCACUCCGCAUGGGGUACGUACAUCAGUUUUGCGCUCUUCAGGUCUGAGGACGACAAAGCUUUGUAGAUCAUCGUCAGCGGUAGCUACACCGAACAGGGAGUAAAAUCAGUCAUGGGUAGGGGCCUUGUUUUCUGCAGAGAGCAGCGCUGCAGAGCACCUUCUACAAGUAGGAAGGUUUCCGCAAAGAGAUAUGAAGCGUCGUCGCUUUGCGUGUCUCGCGUCCACGUCAGGUUAAUGAAUGUAACGCUAAGAUUCGGAUCCAAUAUGGGGCCCUAUGAUUUGGCAGGUUCCCUCUGCAUGGAUUAUUACGCGAUUGCGAUUUCCAUAUCAAGGGUUUCAUAUCUCUCCCACCCCCUGUCCUAGAUGACCGAAGGAGUUUGUAUAUCCCAUUGGUGGUAUCGCCCGGUAGCGCGGGCUAACCUGACUGUCCAGGAUAGCCGUGGUGGAGUUGCGGUCGGAAGCCAAUGGUCCUGCCGGAGGAGAUUAGAAUGGAUGCGUCUCUCCACUUUCAGGCAUUGGCUUGCGAAGCUCGACUUAAAUCUUGGGCUGGAGCUGGCGUUGAAGAU